Cornus florida is the source of this 2292-nucleotide messenger RNA. RefSeq lists its product as uncharacterized. The record is from RefSeq and is a predicted model, not a curated record. The transcript has 6 exons. The coding region runs from base 1 to 2292 and encodes 763 amino acids. Lineage: Eukaryota; Viridiplantae; Streptophyta; Magnoliopsida; Cornales; Cornaceae.
AUGGCAGUUUUUGAAACUAAAGUUAGCAGGGACAAUGUUGCUGCAGUUCACAGAUCUAUAGCUCCUCAUUGGCAAAUUAGAUGCAACCAUGAGUUUUCAAUACUGGGAAGAGUUUGGUUAUUGUGGGACACACAUAAAAUUGACAUUUUGGCAGUCUCUAAAUGCAGUCAGGCGAUUGAUUGUGCUGUUUUCCUCAAGGACCUUAAGAUAAAGUGUAGGCCAUCCUUUAUCUAUGCUGCAAAUACUGCAAUUGAUAGAAGAGCACUGUGGAGUUUCCUCAACCUGCAAUCCUCCACAAAUGAGCCUUGGAUAUUACUUGGGGACUUUAAUGUACUACUUCAUGUUAAUGACUUUUAUGGGGGAGCCCUGAGGUGGACAACUGGUAUGGCGGACUUCAAAGACUUUCUUCAUGCUAAUAGUCUUGAGGACCUGAGAUACAAUGGGAUUUUCCACACAUGGUCCAAUGGCAGCUUUGGGUAUGCAAAUAUCUCUAGAAAGCUGGAUAGGGUGCUGAUCAACCAACCAUGGAUGGCCAAGUUCCCACAAGCUGAAUGUUCAAGUAUGUUCAGGCUUGUGCAGAAGUUGAGAGCACUCAAGCAACCACUUAAGCUGUUAAAUAAGAAGGAGUUCAGUGCUAUUUCAAAAAGGGCUGCAGCUUGCAGAGAUGAAUUGUAUUCUUGUCAGAUGAGGAUUGAUGUUAAUCCAUCAGAUGAUUCCCUUAGAGCCAAUGAGAAGGAACUUUCACAGAAACUCUUUGAUCUUCUUUUGGCUGUAGAAAUGUUCUUUAAACAAAAAGCACAGGGCAGGAGCUGCAGAGGAACCUUCUUAAUCACUUCAUUUCCAUAUUCAGCCAAUGUAGCAACAGCUAUCCAGGAUGUCACUGCUGCAGUUAGAGACUUCUUCAUCUCAGGGAGAAUGUUGACAGAGAUUAACUAUUCCUAUAUAGCACUGGUGCCAAAAUCUCCUAACCCUUCAUCAGUGAAUGAUUUUAGGCCCAUCUCAUGCUGCAACCUCAUUUACAAGACUAUUUCCAAACUGUUAUCAAUUAAGCUUGCACCUAUCCUUCCCCUUCUUAUUAGCAAUACCCAAAAUGCUUUCAUUAAGGGAAGACACAUCUCAGAUAACAUUAUACUUGCUCAUGAACUGAUGAAUGGCUAUCACAGAGCUAACCACCCUCCCAACUGUGCACUCAAAAUUGACCUAAGAAAGGCUUUUGAUACACUACACUGGCAGUUCAUUUUGGAUGCUUUGCAUUUGUUUGGAUUCCCUCCUACUUUCAUACAUUGGAUUGGACAAUGCAUAACCACAACAUCAUUUUCCAUUUCUCUCAAUGGAGAGUUUUUUGGUUUCUUUAAAAGGAAGAGAGGUAUUAAGCAAGGGGACCCCUUAUCCCCUAUGUUGUUUGUCAUUGCAAUGGAGGUCAUGACCUUAUGUGUUAACAAACAUAUUGAGUCAAAUACAAGGUUCAGGUAUCAUUGGAGAUGCAAGAAGCUGUUAAUUUCACACCUUAUUUUUACCGAUGAUAUUUUGAUGUUCUCCCAUGCCAACACAGCCUCAGUUCAGACUCUAAUGGAUGCCCUUAAUCAGUUUUGCAACAUCUCUGGAAUGCAACUUAACAGAGCAAAGUCCAAGGUUUUCUUCUGUGGUGUUGACAAUACAUUGAAGGCUGAAAUCCUACAACUUCUACAUUUUGAAGCUGGUUCACUGCCGGUUAUAUACCUAGGGUUACCACUAUCUUCUUCCUCAAUCAAAGCAAGGGACUGUCAAACCCUUGUGGAGAAGAUUACUGCAAGGAUAGGGAACUGGACCUCUAGAUUUCUGUCCUAUGCUGGUAGAGCUGUCCUUGUCAAGGCUGUGUUUUAUUCAAUUCAAGCUUAUUGGUCCCAAGCCUUUGUUCUACCAAAGAUGGUCAUAGAGCUUUUGGAGGAAGCUUCUUGGGUUAAGAUCCAUGGCAAGAUGGCUGAUAAGGCACAGGGUUGGGGCUGUUGGGCUGACUUACUGCUUUGGUGCUCAAUACACUGGGCUUUAACACAAUUCUUGCUUCAUAAGCUUCUUUGGGCUGCUGCAGUCUACUUCAUUUGGAUGGAGCGAAAUGCUAGAGCUUUGAGGAAUCAAUCCUCCACUGCCCACAACAUCAUUGCCCAGAUUAAGACGUGUGUAAGAAGCAGACUUGCAUCACUCAAGCUCAGGAAUAGUUCAGAAUUGAAGCUGAUCUCUUCUCCCUCACAGCUACAAACACUCUUCCAGCAGGGUUGCUCCACAUCUAGUGGACAUCUCUGGCCCUUAUCCUAA